Eleginops maclovinus (Patagonian blennie) is the source of this 1173-nucleotide messenger RNA. RefSeq lists its product as uncharacterized. The transcript has 4 exons. The record is from RefSeq and is a predicted model, not a curated record. Bases 196 to 732 code for a protein of 178 amino acids. Gene Ontology annotation, biological process: N-acylphosphatidylethanolamine metabolic process. Gene Ontology annotation, cellular component: cytoplasm. Lineage: Eukaryota; Metazoa; Chordata; Actinopteri; Perciformes; Eleginopidae. Gene Ontology annotation, molecular function: A2-type glycerophospholipase activity; glycerophospholipid phospholipase A1 activity.
AACAAAAAAACACAAAAAAGGGUCACAACAUACUUUCGAUAGAAAGAGUGAAUCUCUAUAAUUCUGCUGUAACCAAUCACCUGACUUUCUUUCACCUUUAAAAACUUGUAAGAAACAAACAACCCAAACCAGAUCUUCACUAAACACGCCCCGUGGGAGCACACAAGUCCUCACACUGAGACUCAGAAUUCAGACAUGGAUUUUCUGGAGCAGGUUGAGGAAAUCGCAUCUAUUGCCAAAUUUGGAGACUUGAUAGAAUUUUCCUACCCUAUCGGAUAUUCCCACUGGGGAGUGUAUGAUGAAGAUGGAUACGUAAUCCAUUUUGCUGUUGCAGAUGAGAGUCAACUGAUGAGCAGAAUACGCAGCUCUCUGCAAAGAUUCUUCCCUGUAUGUGGUGACCUUCUUCUUGGGGAGACCAGGAUCCGCAGAGUGCCACUUGCUGAAGUCACCGUCCCGAAAGGAGUCCAUGUCCUGAUCUGUAACAAUCGCCAUGCCUUUACACCAUCAGCCUCUGAUGAUAUGCGGCUACGGUUCAAUGCCCUUCUUGAUCAGGACUUCCCUUAUCACAUUCUCUCUCUCAACUGUGAGCACUUUGCUACUUUUGUACGCUACGGAAAAGCUGUGUGCAACCAGAUUCCUACAAGACCCAAGAAUGUAGAGUGUGUGGAGGCAACUGCAAUCUUCAAAGAUGUCAUCAGCUCCAAAGAAAAUGCUCCAGACCAUUCUGAAUGAGCCAUCUGACUCUCUUUUCCAAUUCAAUAGAAUUGAUGAUUCAUUGAUGAUUGAAAAUACAUUUUAAAAAGUGGUUUGACCAAAACUCUAUGACCUGUUUAAAAAAUCAUAUUGCUUUUAUAUUUGCCUUUGGACAUCUGUAUGGCUGCGAUGGAUUAUUUUGUCAUUGUCAAAGGGAAACAAUUAAAGUUUUCAUUAUCAUUUUUUAUUUGCUGACAUUAAGCCAUCAUUUUUAGAAUCUUGUCUGACAAUGUUGUGUUCAUAACAAAUUAAUUUACAGACAUUUACAUAAUGUACAUAAUUAAUUUACAUACAUUUACAUAAUUAAUUUACAUACAUUUACAUAAUGUACUCAGCAGCUAGGAAAAUGCAUUAAAUUGUAUAAAACAUUUGCUGUGUUGUACUUCAAAACAACAAACUAAUAAAAUCUGCUUUGCUUUC